Messenger RNA from Marchantia polymorpha subsp. ruderalis, 1268 nucleotides. NCBI's taxonomy places the organism in Eukaryota, Viridiplantae, Streptophyta, Marchantiopsida, Marchantiales, Marchantiaceae. The record is from the annotation of a GenBank genome assembly.
CGCAGAGAGCGGCGCAUUGCAUCAUCUCUCAUCGCACAGGUCGAAAUUCGAGCUGCAAUCUAUGGUUCGACUGGUUGUCGCAAGCCGAUUGAAGCCGCUUCUUCACGCACCAGCUCGAUCAUCCGCUGCUGCGAUCAGCUGUGGGAAUUUGUCCCGAGGAUUGUGCAGUUUUCGUGGGGGGAGCAGGAUUGUGAUUCAGACGAUUCCGAACGCAGGUCUCGUUCUCGGCAGCAGCCGCCGUAGAAUUAGAGCCAUGGCUUACAAUGGCAAGCAGUUCCCUACCCAGACUCAGACUUCGCAACCCGGCAAGGAGCACGAGAUGGACCCUGCUCCCCGACUCCGCCCUUACCAGGGCGCUAACAAGCUCAAGGGAAAAGUGGCUCUGAUCACCGGCGGAGACUCGGGAAUCGGCAGAGCGGUGGCAUAUCUGUUCUCGAUCGAGGGCGCAACCGUGGCCUUCACUUACGUGCCGGGCGACGAGGAGAAGGACGCCGAGGACACCGUCGACAUAAUCAAGAAGAAUAAAUGCUCCGAUGCGAAAGAUCCGCUUAAAAUCGCCAUGGACCUCGGGUUCGAUGACAACUGCAAGAAGGUCGUGGACCAAGUCGUCAAGACGUAUGGCAAGAUCGAUAUAUUAGUCAACAACUGCGCCGAGCAGCACAUGUGUGAGAAUUUCGAGGACAUCGAUCCCAGCCAAGUGGAGCGCACCUUCCGCACCAACAUAUUUUCCUACAUGUUCAUGGCUCGCCACGCUCUGAAGCACAUGUCCGAAGGCUGUAACAUUAUCAACACAACUUCCAUCAAUGCGUACAAGGGAAACUCCACGUUGAUCGACUACACGACCACCAAGGGGGCGAUCGUCGCCUUCACUCGAGCAUUGGCCCUUCAUCUCGCUCCACGAAAGAUCCGCGUCAACGGUGUUGCACCGGGGCCAAUCUGGACUCCAUUGAUUCCCGCUUCGUUCGACGAGACGAGCGUCGAGUUGUUCGGGGAGAAAACUCCCAUGGGUCGCGCAGGGCAGCCCGACGAGGUUGCCACCUCGUACGUCUUCCUAGCAUCGGAGGAUGGCUCUUACUUCUCCGGCCAAGUGCUGCAUCCAAACGGUGGAACGCCCGUGAAUGCUUAGGCGAUUCUGGAGUCUGUAUCUAUCUAUCGCAGUGUGGCUACCUCGAUGACGACGGCAGGAAGUAUUGCGAUGCAUUUCUGCGAACACAGUGUGAAAAAUUCAUCUCUACUUUGUACAGUUCGAUUGAUAAUUAAAAAGGCCA